Molecule: messenger RNA, 1934 nt
Organism: Cololabis saira (Pacific saury)
Lineage: Eukaryota; Metazoa; Chordata; Actinopteri; Beloniformes; Belonidae
Product: F-actin-capping protein subunit alpha-2
Exons: 10
Coding region: 57-917 (286 amino acids)
Biological process (GO): barbed-end actin filament capping; actin cytoskeleton organization
Cellular component (GO): actin cortical patch; F-actin capping protein complex
Molecular function (GO): actin filament binding
Source: RefSeq, a predicted model, not a curated record
CCGCCCAAGCGGUGACGUCACGGGGCGCUGACAAGCUGGUGGUGCCGGAAGAAAAGAUGGCGGAUCAUGAGGAGCAGCUAUCCGACGAGGAAAAGGUACGCAUAGCAGCUAACUUUGUCAUCCAUGCUCCGCCAGGAGAGUUCAACGAAGUCUUCAAUGAUGUGCGGUUGCUGCUCAACAAUGACAAUCUUCUCAGGGAGGGAGCAGCGCAUGCGUUUGCACAGUACAACUUGGACCAGUUUACCCCCGUGAAAAUCGAGGGGUACGAAGAACAGGUCUUAAUCACAGAGCACGGCGACCUGGGGAACGGGCGGGUGUUGGACCCCAAGAACAAGAUCUCCUUCAAGUUCGACCACCUGAGGAAAGAGGCCAGCGACCCGCGGCCCCAUGAUGUCGACGGCUCCCUGGAGGGCUGGCGGGGCGCCGUGGACUCGGCCGUCAGGGCCUACGUCAAGGAGCACUAUCCCAGCGGGGUGUGCACGAUUUACGGGAAAACCAUUGACGGACAUCAAACCAUCAUCGUGUGCAUCGAGUGCCAUCAGUUUCAACCUAAAAACUUCUGGAACGGACGCUGGAGGUCGGAAUGGAAAUUCACCAUCUCUCCUUCCUCCACCCAAGUGGCAGGAAUCAUGAAGAUCCAGGUUCAUUACUAUGAGGACGGAAACGUUCAGCUGGUGAGCCACAAAGAGGUUCAGGAGUCCAUGACCAUUUCUAAUGAGGCUGCGACUGCUAAGGAGUUCGUUAAGAUCAUGGAGGCUGCAGAGAACGACUAUCAGACGGCCAUCAACGAGAAUUACCAGACCAUGUCGGACACUACCUUCAAAGCCUUACGCCGCCAGCUUCCUGUGACGCGCACCAAGAUCGACUGGAACAAGAUCCUGAGCUACAAGAUCGGCAAAGAGAUGCAAAACGCUUAAAACCGACGGAGAAGACGACAGACAUCCCCCCCCACCCCCCGACACCCCACCCCCUCAAAAAAUGUUGCAUGACUGGAUAGUUGUAUCGUCUUUGUACAAAAAUUAAGAGCAAACGGAGCAAAGAAAGGUUUGGUCUGGUUACACGUGGGACGACCACCUUCCUCUCCACAGGCACUGUUAAUCCUCUGUACAUGGAAUUUACUACGAUAAAGGUUAUUUUUGGGAAAAUUGAACUUGAGGAAAACAUUGGAAGACAUAGGAAAAAGGGCGAACACGUAUGCAAAAACACCCAUUAAAGUACAAUAUUGUGUGUGCAAUAUUUAUUGUGUCGGUGAGACCACGCCUUCAGUUUGACCUGAUGGGGGGAAAUAAAAAAAAAAAACAACGGUUUGAAUUUGCAAAUUUGGUGAAAAAAAAAUUAUUUUUGGGAGAGUUUUGUCUUGAUUUGCGAAAGAGAGCUUGGAUAUUAAGAGCUGAAAGAACUCCUUCCACUUCACGGUUAAUGUCCUAUACAGUCAGAAGAAAAAAAUGAUAAUCAAAAAUGGAAAAAGAACAAAAAACAAGAAAGUUUUGUGUUCAUUGACUUGUAUCUCCGGCACGAGCAGCCGCCGCCACUCAUGUUCUUGUUCCCUCGUUUUGGUACUUCCCUCACCAUCUGUCCUGUUUGUGAGACCUAAAGCUCGCAGUGCUCCGGCUAAAUUUGCCUUUUUGACUUGACAUCGUCUGAACUUAACUCUCACUCGGCGCAGGGAGUUCUACGACCACAUAACAAGCUUAAUUAACAAGUCAUAAGUCGCUAAAUAAUGUGCAUAAUGUCCAAUUUACAAUAAAAUCGAGAAGCAUCUCUUUCUCCUCCAGUGCUUAUUUUUAUUAAAAAAGAGAACCUGACUGUAUUAUAUGACAAGGCACAUUGUAAUAUAUACCUGUAUGAAACAUCCUGUCAGUUUGGUGAUUUAUUUCCAUGAGAUUAAUUGUAAUUCAGUCACAAUUAUGUUGCAUUAAAUGACAAAUUUUCUA